Lindgomyces ingoldianus is the source of this 971-nucleotide messenger RNA. RefSeq lists its product as uncharacterized. NCBI's taxonomy places the organism in Eukaryota, Fungi, Ascomycota, Dothideomycetes, Pleosporales, Lindgomycetaceae. The transcript has a single exon. The coding region runs from base 272 to 889 and encodes 205 amino acids. The record is from RefSeq and is a predicted model, not a curated record.
GAUAGCGCUUGGUGAAAGUGCGGAUGAGAACAGACGGGAGGUUGUUGUCGAGAAAUGCUUGUGGCGUGGUGGGGUUUAUCCGGCCCUUGUUUGGCGGUUUGCGACGGUUGUGGUGGUCACUGGUGAUGCAAUGAGUGCCGCUACGCUUGCGCCUUGAAAUCCGAUAACAAUAGAAUGGAGGGAGAUUUUCGCAAUAACAAUCCCCCAAGGGCACUGAUGUAUUUAAAAGGGUUUGCAAUCAAAAGCAAGGUCAUCAAGCAUCACUAAGCCUAUGGUGUCUUGCAAAGCAUCUCCGGAGCCAACUGAAUCCCACGAUCUCCGCCUGGAGCAAAGGUUUACUAACGCCGAGGGGUGCGGACGACCCCACCAUUCCUUUGCGACACAAUCGCGGGACGGCAUCAGCCAACCUCUGCGUUGCGUCUUGAGUAUCCCUGAGCUGGAAAAAAGACAUCCAAACCACUGGCCAGUGGUCAAGUUUGGCGUACACGCCUUACUACACCGGCAGUUCCUGGAAAAGGCUGUCCUGAAGACGGCUCCCCCCUCCUCGCUCAAGCUCCUCCGAAGUCCGGACGCCGCUGGAAUAAAUAUUAUUUCAUCCGUGAGUAAAGUGGACAAGCGUUGGCAUGUCUUGGGGCUUCAGGCGGACAUUCAUCUUCGUUUCAGAAGCGCCGGCUCCUCUCCCCUUGGGUUGCAUCGUGACAACAGAACGCUGUUAAGGCCCUGGCAGCGCGCGGCGAGGCUGCAAACUUUUAAGCAGCUUUGCCGGUGCUUAAGGCCAUCUGCUGAAGGAUACUCGCUUACCGCUGCCAUGGCAUCCCGCUCAACAGCGCGUUUCCGAGGGUCGGAGAUGCAUUCCAAUUCCCCCGCUGGUCGUGUCGCGACGACGUGACACGAAGAAAUUGACCUCACCGACCUCGUGUGCUAGCCGAUAGAAGCCACUGCGGCACUUGUCUUAGGCCGAGCAACAGAAA